CAGCUGACGAGAGAUCAUGGACGGACCAACACUGCCAACUUAUUCUGGUGCUAUACAUCCAGAUAUGCAGAAGGAAAGAGAUUCUGCAUCAUUCCAGAGAGAUGAAAUGACUCUUCUUUUGUUUGAUGGUUCAGAAGCUUUGGAGAGGAAGAGAUACAUCGAGUCUAUCAUUGCAAGCGAUCCACAUUUUGACCAAACUGGUCGAUGUACGCUGAGCCCUGCUGAAGCCUAUGAUCUUUCCAUCAAAAGAUCUGUACGAUGGGUGGCCAUCCAAGAGAAGUACAACCUGUAUCAACCGGAUGAUGGAGCUGUCGUGGGAAGGUGUAUGAAUCAAGAUGUGGGACUGUUCAUCCACCAGCUGAUGUUCAUCCCAACCAUUGAAAGACUAGGGACUGAAGAGCAGAAAGCAAAAUGGCUGCCUAUCGCUAGACAGUACAAAAUAAUAGGAACCUAUGCACAGACAGAGCUGGGCCACGGUACCAACUUGAAUGGUUUGGAAACCACUGCCACAUAUGACGAGAAGGCCCAAGAGUUUGUUCUCAAUGCUCCAACAUUGACGGCAAUGAAAUGGUGGCCAGGAGGAUUGGCCAAGUCAUGUACUCAUGUUAUUCUAAUUGCCCAGCUAAUUGUUGGAGGAAAGAAACAUGGUCCUCAUUGCUUUAUUGUUCAAGUUAGAAGUCUUGAGACUCAUCAACCUCUCCCAGGUGUCACACUUGGAGACAUCGGGAGAAAGUCAUCAUUUGAUGCCAUUGGUAAUGGUUUCCUGAUCGUGGAUCAUGUUCGUAUUCCUCGUCUCAACAUGUUGAUGAAAUACGCUGAGGUUACUCAUGAUGGUGUGUACAAUCGGCGUGGUAACCCUAAGCUCACUUAUGGAAGUAUGAUACUUGUCAGGACUAAGAUUGUAGAAGCCGCAUCCUAUGAAAUUGGCAAAGCCGUCACCGUGGCAACACGAUACAGCGUCAUCCGCAGACAAGGUUCAAUAGACAAGAAUGGUCCUGAGGUUCCUAUACUAGAUUACCAGACCCAACAACACAAACUCUUCCCUGGCAUUGCUGCUACUUAUGCCUUCAAAUUUGUCAGCUUGCGUCUCAAGACGCUAUAUCUCAAAAACGAGGCUAAUCUUCAGAAGCUCAACUUCACUUUACUCCCAGAGCUUCAUGCACUGGCUUCUGGUCUGAAGGCACUUACAACGAGAGAAGCCACGCUUCAUAUUGAGACCUGUCGGUUUGCCUGUGGGGGUCAUGGUGUAAUGUUACAGAGUGGGCUCCCGGACAUGUACAACAAAUUUUCCGCUGCUUGUACCUAUGAGGGUGAGAACACUGUUCUACUUCUGCAGGUUGCAGGGUACCUGAUGAAGACGUUAAGUAAAGCGCAAGCAGGAGAAACCAUCCAGGGACUCGGUGCGUAUCUCACAGAGGAACCGCAGAGUAGCUGGUCAUGUGACCAAGCGGACCAGUCACUCAAUGCUCAACUCAUUAUAGAUGCCUACAAGCACAGAGCACAAUGGUUAACUCGUAAAGCAGGAGAGCAGCUUGCUCAGAAGAUGGGGCAAGGAUUAUCUCAACAACAAGCCUGGAACAAGUCUAGUAUUGAUCUAGUCAAAGCUUCUCAUGCUCAUACCCAGUAUUUCAUUGUGAAGGCUUUCUUUGAUGGUGUCCAGCAUGUCGAGGUAUCACAGGACACGGCAGCAAUACUCAAUACUCUUAGCUUCCUCUAUGCCAUCUAUCAUAUAGAACAAAACUCUGGAGAAUUCAUUGCCGAUGGGUACAUGUCCAAUGAGCAACUGAGUUGGCUACACAAUCACUACCUUGAUCUUCUUGCUGUAAUCAGACCCAAUGCAGUGGCCCUGGUUGAUGCUAUUGAUAUUCGUGAUGAGUUUUUGCAGUCUACGUUGGGGUCCUACGAUGGCAACGUUUAUCAGCGGAUGUACGACUAUGCCAAGACUAGUCCUAGGAACAGAACGGAGGUGCAUGAGACAUACUACAAGUACAUCCGACCUCUACUGAAAGGAAUGAUUGCCAAGCUGUGAGUAUGCUUGGUCUUGCCAGUGGAAGAGCUCCUCCAAGAAAACAUCAUUUAAAUCAUUUGAAACCUGUUAUCAAAAAUGUUGUGAACGUUGCUGGUUGCAAUAUAUUUCCAUGUUACCUAUGAACAAACAGGUGCAAAAGCAUUGAUUGUUUCCUGUCAAAUUAUGUAAUGAACAACACUUUAGAUGUGUGCUAUAGAAUGGUGCUACUGUAAAAACAGAGACUUUCACAAUUUGCACAAGAUGAUAUUUAUUGCAUUAAAAAA
Molecule: messenger RNA, 2292 nt
Organism: Strongylocentrotus purpuratus (purple sea urchin)
Lineage: Eukaryota; Metazoa; Echinodermata; Echinoidea; Camarodonta; Strongylocentrotidae
Product: peroxisomal acyl-coenzyme A oxidase 1-like
Exons: 15
Coding region: 17-2029 (670 amino acids)
Biological process (GO): fatty acid beta-oxidation using acyl-CoA oxidase; lipid homeostasis
Cellular component (GO): peroxisome
Molecular function (GO): acyl-CoA oxidase activity; fatty acid binding; FAD binding
Source: RefSeq, a predicted model, not a curated record